UCGCGGCUGCACCGGUGGAAGCUGGGCGCGAUCCGAGUGCGGCCGGCUGACGGAGGGGUGGUGGCGGCCUCUCACCUGCGGCGGCGGAGGACGAAAGUGUUGUUGGUUGGGUGCGAGUCUGCUGAGCCCACGAGCGGCUUCUCAGGCCUUCUCCUGCCCGUCGGAGCCCCAGAACUGGGACUUGCUUAGCCGGCGUCACCAUGACCAAGGCCGGUAACAAGGGCGGGAACCUCCGCGACAAGCUGGACGGCAACGAGCUAGAUCUGAGCCUCAGCGACCUGAAUGAGGUCCCGGUCAAAGAGCUGGCUGCCCUCCCAAAAGCCACCAUACUGGAUCUGUCCUGCAAUAAACUGACUACUCUCCCGUCGGAGUUCUGUGGCCUCACACACCUGGUGAGGCUGGACCUCAGUAAGAACAAACUGCAGCAAUUGCCGGCUGACUUUGGCCGUCUGGUCAACCUCCAGCACCUGGAUCUCCUCAACAACAAGCUGGUCACCCUGCCUGUCAGCUUUGCUCAGCUCAAGAGCUUGAAGUGGCUGGACCUGAAGGAUAACCCCCUGGAUCCCGUCCUGGCCAAAGUGGCAGGGGAUUGCUUGGAUGAGAAGCAGUGUAAGCAGUGCGCCAACAAGGUGUUACAGCACAUGAAGGCCGUGCAGGCGGAUCAGGAGCGAGAGAAGCAGCGGCGGGUGGAAGUAGAACGAGAGGCUGAGAAAAAGCGGGAGGCCAAGCAACGAGCUAAGGAGGCUCAGGAACGGGAACUGCGAAAGCGGGAGAAGGCAGAAGAGAAGGAGCGCCGGAGAAAGGAGUACGAUGCCCUCAAAGCGUCCAAGCGGGAGCAGGAGAAGAAACCUAAGAAGGAAACAAAUCAGGCCCCGAAAUCUAAGUCUGGCUCUCGGUCCCGUAAGCCGCCACCACGGAAACACACCCGGUCCUGGGCUGUGCUGAAGCUGCUGCUGCUGCUGCUGUUGUGUGUGGCUGGCGGGCUGGUGGUCUGCCGGGUGACAGAGCUGCAGCAGCAGCCCCUCUGCACCAGCGUGAACACCAUCUACGACAAUGCGGUCCGGGGUCUGCGCAGCCACCACAUCCUCCAGUGGGUCCUGCAAACCGAUUCUCAGCAGUGAGCUUGUCCUCAACACCUGCUGCCUCCCCAGCCUUGGAGCUUGGAUUCCUAUGGAAUUGGGUUCUGCUGGACACAACCUUUUUAGGGUCAGACUUACCUGCCAUCAUUAAAUGGCUGCUGAUUGGUACUUGAGACCUCCUGUUUGUAGGACUUCUUUGUUCCUUAGUCAGGGUUCCCUGGUGGAAAAAGAAGUAGGUGGGGAGAGGACAAAACCUGCAUACCUAAAGGAAUAGGCAUGGGGGUGGGGAGAGAAACAAGCAUAGCCUUUUCUAGUUGUUAUAUAAAGCUGUGUAAAGGCAA
Molecule: messenger RNA, 1420 nt
Organism: Hipposideros armiger (great roundleaf bat)
Lineage: Eukaryota; Metazoa; Chordata; Mammalia; Chiroptera; Hipposideridae
Gene: LRRC59
Product: leucine rich repeat containing 59
Exons: 7
Coding region: 201-1121 (306 amino acids)
Cellular component (GO): cytoplasm
Molecular function (GO): protein binding
Source: RefSeq, a predicted model, not a curated record